UUUUCAAACCCCCCUUCAAUUAAAAUCCUCUCUCCUCCUCCACCUUCCGCAAUUCUCGCAUAAUUGAGCCCAAAACAAAAAACAAAACGAAAAAAAGGAAAGAGAAAGUAGAGAGAGAAAGAAACAUCACUGUACAAAGGCUUCUUUUUUCUCUGUUUAUAAAAGCUACAUUUUCUCCAGUCUGCACUGGCGAGAAAAAAAACUCGAAACCCAUCUCCCGUGACCGGUUUCUUGAUCUGGGUCGACCCGCAUUUGCCUUGAAACCCAACCAAUGUUUGUGGGUGCGUGAUCCUGACCCGUUUCGCUUCAUGGGUUGUGUGACCUCGAAGCAGGCGGUGUCGGUGACCCCGGCUCUCGACCACUCCGGGGCGUUCAGGGAAAGCGGGUCGGGUCGGAGCCGGGGGAGCGGGUUGGGGGAGGUGGUGGUGGUGGAGAAGAAGAAGAAGAGGAAUGAGUCGUCGGGGUUGAGUGGGAGCGAGUUGGGUGAGUCGGGGAGGGCGAGUUCGAAUGAGUAUAGUUGUGGUGGUGGUGAGUCUUUGAGCUUUAGGUUGGGGAAUUUGCAGAAGUACGUGGAGGGAGAGCAGGUGGCCGCCGGUUGGCCGGCCUGGCUGAGCGCCGUCGCCGGCGAAGCCAUUCACGGUUGGGUGCCCCUUAGUGCUGACUCUUUUGAAAAGCUGGAAAAGAUUGGACAGGGUACAUAUAGCAGCGUCUUCCGAGCACGUAAUUUAGACACUGGAAAGAUAGUUGCUCUGAAGAAGGUGCGGUUUGACAAUUUUGAGCCUGAAAGCGUUCGAUUUAUGGCACGGGAGAUAACGAUUCUACGCAAGCUUGAUCAUCCGAAUAUCAUAAAACUAGAGGGUUUAAUUGCCUCCCGGUUAUCAUGUAGCAUCUACCUUGUUUUUGAGUACAUGGAACAUGAUAUUGCUGGCCUCUUAUCUUGUCCUGACAUUGAGUUCAGUGAAGCACAGGUUAAAUGCUACAUGAAGCAGUUGUUAUCUGGACUUGAGCACUGCCACUCGCGAGGUGUAAUGCAUCGUGACAUUAAAGGUGCAAAUCUUCUGGUAAAUAAUGAAGGUGUUUUGAAGAUAGCUGAUUUUGGAUUGGCAAACUUCUGUAAUUCCGGCCCUUCUGGGGACAGGCAACCCCUAACCAGUCGAGUUGUAACUUUGUGGUACCGACCUCCAGAACUUCUGUUGGGUUCCACGGAUUAUGGAGCUUCUGUUGAUCUAUGGAGUGUUGGCUGUGUAUUUGCUGAACUUCUUGUUGAGAAACCCAUCCUUCAGGGAAGAACUGAGGUCGAACAAUUACACAAAAUUUUCAAGCUUUGUGGAUCACCUCCUGAGGACUACUGGAAAAAGUCGAAACUUCCUCAUGCGACUCUAUUCAAGCCCCAACAUCCUUACGAAUGCUCACUCUGGGAGACCUUCAAGGAUAUACCAAAACCUUCUGUGCAUCUGAUCAAAACUUUAUUAGCUGUGGAACCAUACAAGCGAGGGACUGCCUCUUCAGCGCUUGCAUCUGAGUAUUUCACUACAAAGCCUUGUGCAUCCGAUCCAUCAAGCCUGCCAAAAUAUCCACCAAGUAAAGAGAUUGAUGCAAAACAUCGCGAGGAUGCACAGAGGAAACGGCCUGGUGGGAGAGUCCGAGGACCUGAAACAAGAAAUAAGCACUCUAGAAGGCCAAAUGGACUCAAUAAAUUGGCACUAGCAGAGUCUUUGCCACCCAAAACUCAAGCUGUCUAUAAAGUUGAUGGUUGUAAAGUAUAUAAUUGUAAGGAAGGAGAUAUCAUCUUAGGGAUGGAGCCACCUAAGCCACCAACCAACUUAAAGGAAGAGACUUCCCACGUUAAAAAUGCAUCCCAAGGCGAUGUCCCGUAUUCAGGCCCAUUACAAGUUUCAGGGUCAAGUGGAUUUGCUUGGGCAAAAAGGCGAAUGGAUGAUUUAUCAGUGAGAUCACGAAGCAGGUCUAGUUCGAGAAGCCUUAUAUUUGAACCUUCCGGUGCAGUGCACGUGAAAACCAGUUUUGAGUCAAAACAGCUUGAAGAUGGUGAAGUUAUACAUGGGAGUCGUACCAAUUCUCGGGACGAAGAAUCGUAUGAUGUUGUUAAGAAUGCAAUGCUGAAACACUGGAGCCAGAUAGAGCGACCAGAUUCUUUUGAUGCUUCGGAUGGGUACCACUCACAAGAACUGUCGCUGGCACUUUAUCAAAGGGAGGAGAUGGCAGCUAAAAGAAUCAGCUUGGUUUGUCAGGGCCAAGGAGACAUGGUAGAAUUUUCCGGACCCUUGUUAUCUCAAUCGUAUAGAGUAGAUGAGCUCUUAGAGCGGCACGAGCGGCAGAUCCGCCAGGCAGUUCGGAAAUCAUGGUUCCAAAGAGGUCAGAAAAAUGGGAAGUAACCAGUAAUGAACUCCAUAAGAGGAGCAUGAUUAUCUUGAAAGUUCUCAAACAGAGUUGUCGAAUGCUAUACCUCCAUGAUCAAAUCAUCAGUUGGGUGAAAUCUCCAGCAUGUGGUGGUUGACCAAAGCUGAGAAAUGACAAUUGGAUGAACAAUGAUGACAUCACAAACCGCCUUGGAGAUUCCACGAAUAGGAAACCAAGAAAGCUCCUGGUUUUGGUAGCUCAUCCUUUUGCUUUUUGACUGGCGAAAGCAUUGAGUUUUCCAGGUUGCAAUUUGCAAUUCAACUUCUCUCUUUGUUUUUAUUCGUUUCUUCCCAGCUAUGCCGAAUCUACCCCAGCAGUGUACAUAUCUAUAGGGGUGUUUGCAAUGGCUUUUGAGCGGGUUAGAUUAUAGCUGGAGACUCUAUUUAAGAUUACUGAUUCUGAAUAUCAGCAAAAACUAGCGUUGUUUGUUGAAAAUCUGGUUCUAAAUAGCCGAAGUGUUUUUUGAUGGUUCAA
Molecule: messenger RNA, 2892 nt
Organism: Rhododendron vialii
Lineage: Eukaryota; Viridiplantae; Streptophyta; Magnoliopsida; Ericales; Ericaceae
Product: protein IMPAIRED IN BABA-INDUCED STERILITY 1-like
Exons: 9
Coding region: 309-2393 (694 amino acids)
Biological process (GO): positive regulation of transcription elongation by RNA polymerase II; protein phosphorylation
Cellular component (GO): cyclin-dependent protein kinase holoenzyme complex; nucleus
Molecular function (GO): RNA polymerase II CTD heptapeptide repeat kinase activity; ATP binding; cyclin-dependent protein serine/threonine kinase activity
Source: RefSeq, a predicted model, not a curated record